AUGGCCCUUUCCCCAGAAACUCCUGAAAUGGGUGGGCCCUUUAGGGGCCCGCACGCUCAUCACGAAGAAAAAAACGAGCAAAAUAAUCCAAAACUUCCUUUUCUUUUUAAAGAAGGUCACAGAGAAGAAAAAGAAAACAAUAUGUUACUUUAUCGCCUUGAAUCCUCCAUUCCCGUAAUAUAUAUAUACAUUUCGGUAUUUUUUUGGUUUUACCCUGACGGUUGUUCCCUAAAAAAUGCCAGAACUGACGAAAAUGGAAGUGCCAAGAAGCCCCUUUUAACCCGCUCCCCGCUCUCCCCAUCGCAACUUCCACCCAUUCGCAACGUCUAUUUCUUGAUGAUUUUUUCUCUAGAUAUGCCAUCCGCCAGACUGCCUUCUGAUGCGAAGUAA
This is a messenger RNA of Trypanosoma theileri, 390 nucleotides long. RefSeq lists its product as uncharacterized. The coding region runs from base 1 to 390 and encodes 129 amino acids. The transcript has a single exon. NCBI's taxonomy places the organism in Eukaryota, Euglenozoa, Kinetoplastea, Trypanosomatida, Trypanosomatidae. The record is from RefSeq and is a predicted model, not a curated record.